AUGGUUGAGUUUGUUCGCACUUUUGUGGACGAGGAUCUAGGUGCAGCAAUUGGCAUCGGCUAUAUGUACACCUACACGGUCUCAUUCAGCGCCCUGAUUGUAACUGUGGCAAACCUCGCCGGCUACUGGAACAUUGCUUCUGGACUGAAGUCGACAAUCUUUAUCGUUGCCCCUAUCCUACUUGCAUUCUCAAAUCUACUUUGGGUUGAGGUGAGAUUCCCAACGCCACAGCUACACGCACUUGCUGAUGCACUUCAGGUUUUCGGAUACAUCGAGGCCAUUGGUGGUAUUAUCAAGCUCGGACUUGUGGCCUUUGUCUUCUUCCUGAUGAUCUUCGUCAACCAAGGCGGUAUGCGUGUGCCGAAAUCGUCGAGAGUCAUUCUCGCUAAUCAACACAGUGGUCGGUGA
Exophiala bonariae is the source of this 408-nucleotide messenger RNA. RefSeq lists its product as uncharacterized. Bases 1 to 408 code for a protein of 135 amino acids. Lineage: Eukaryota; Fungi; Ascomycota; Eurotiomycetes; Chaetothyriales; Herpotrichiellaceae. The record is from RefSeq and is a predicted model, not a curated record. The transcript is spliced from 2 exons.